Messenger RNA from Drosophila ananassae, 1393 nucleotides. RefSeq lists its product as uncharacterized. Gene Ontology annotation, cellular component: cytoplasm. The coding region runs from base 1 to 981 and encodes 326 amino acids. The record is from RefSeq and is a predicted model, not a curated record. NCBI's taxonomy places the organism in Eukaryota, Metazoa, Arthropoda, Insecta, Diptera, Drosophilidae. The transcript has a single exon.
AUGCCGCAGUGGCUGGUCAUUGGAAUCUCGGGCGUCACCUGUGGCGGCAAGACGACGCUGGCCCACAGCCUGCAUGACUACUUCAAGGGCCUGAGUGGAGCACCGCUGUGGAACUCGCCCUACACCAUUGGAGAGGUGAGACUGCUGUCGCAGGAUGACUACUUCCUUCCAGUGGACGAUAAGCGGCAUCAGCGGAACGAAGUGCUGAACGCGAUCAACUUUGAGCUAAUCACCUCGCUGGACAUGCCCAAGAUGCUGAACGACAUUGGGCACAUCAUCAAGGGCAGACAGGUGGCGCCGGAGCCUCAGGAGCAGCUGGUGACUGCGGCGGUUUUCGAGCACUACGCCCAGCAGUUCCAGCAGCAGUACCACUACAACGCCAACUACUACAAGCCAGGGAAUCCGGCAGUAGGUCCCUACCACUAUCCUUCUCAGCACCAGCAGCAGCGCCACCACAGCCAUCACCAUUCCCAGCAGCUCCACCAGCAGCAGUUGCAGCAACAGCAGCAACACCUCAUGCGCAUCAACGCCCAGAUAGCCGCCCAGCUGCGGGACAAGAAGAUCAACUUCCUCCUGGUCGAGGGCUUCAUGAUCUUCAACCAGCCGGAGCUGCUGGCGCUGUGCAACCUCAAGUACCACUUCCAUCUGCCCUACGAGAAGUGUUUUGAGCGGCGCAGCAAGCGGACCUAUGAUCCCCCCGAUGUCACCGGAUACUUUGAGCUUUGCGUCUGGCCGCACUACGAAAGGAACUUCCGCGAGUACCGAGACUGCAAGGACAUCACGUUCCUCAACGGCGAGAUAGCCAAGGACAAGAUCUUCAAGUUCGUCCUCCAGCGCAUUGUCCACUACUUCGAGGAGCGAUGCGACGUACCGGCAGCCGCACCCUCCGCAUGCCCGCCGCAACAGAAGCGCUUCGGGAUGCUCUACGUUGGCCCCACCAAUAACAACAUAAUGCCCACGAUCUGCCCGAUGGAGCAGUAGAUAUCCUCUUUUGUACAAUUGAAUAUUGUAUGUAUAAUAAUCUUGAACUCCCAAACGGUUGGGAAUUGUUAGGAUUAGUUGUCCCGCUUAGGAGGAGUUAGGAUAAGGAGUAUUCUUAAGUGGAGCCUAGGGUGGUUCGAUUUUUGACGUAGAAUCGUAUACUGUAGAUGAAUAAUAGUAUUCCCAUUUAAUUACCCAUUGAAAUUAAUAAAAAAACCAAUAAACGUUUAUACUUUGUACUAGAAAGUCGACCCACCCUAGAUUACAUAUAUAGAUUGUACAAUUUUCAUUAGUUAGACUUUAUUUCGUCUUACGAUAGUAGUUAUUAUGGGUGACAUGGUCUCUCUUGUGGAGAAUGCUGUUGUAACCAGAUUGUGAAAUGAAGAAACCCGGUUCAGGAAUUCGUAUUUUA